AUGUUCCUUAGUCUGGGGCACCACGCGACGACGCUGACGUUGGUAAUCGGUACGCUAGAUUUACUGUACGGUGCAAUCAUAUUCCCUAAGAUACCGGAUGUGUUAAAUCCGCCUGUUCCGGACAGUGUAGAUCUGGUGGAACAGUCUGCAUAUCUACAGAGUGAUGAGCAAGAUCCAGAAGUGACACCCGGAUUGUUCCAGGGCGAUAUGGCCAUGGAUAAUAGUAUGUACAAGUAUUGGAGAGUGGGCCUCAAAUGGGACGUUUUCCCGGAGCGACUGUGGCCCAAUCGGACCGUGCCGUAUGCCAUCAGUCCACUGUACGAUGUCGACGACCAGGUGACGAUCUUGAAGGCAAUUCGAACGUUGAAUUUCAUGACUUGCGUACGAUUCGUACCGUGGAACGGAAAGGAUAAGGAUUUCCUUCUCAUUUGGCCCAUCAAAUAUCCGAAGGGCUGCUGGAGUUACGUUGGUAAGACGGGCGGUGCUCAGAUAGUUUCGCUUCAGCCGCCGGAUCAUCAGAGUAUCAACUGUCUCGGCCACGAAGGACGAGCCAUGCACGAACUGAUGCAUGCGCUCGGAAUUUUUCACGAGCAGUCCCGUUCCGAUCGAGACCGGUUCGUAAAGAUCAACUGGGAUAACAUAAUUCCGGCGUUCAAAUCAAACUUCGAAAAACAAUCGCUGAAAAACACUACCUACAGCUUCGAGUACGACUACAACAGCAUCAUGCACUACGGUAAAAGUUACUUCAGCAUCGGCAAAGGAAAGCCCACGAUCGAAACGAAAAUGCCCAACAUUAAGCUCGGGCAGCGGCAGGCCCUCAGCCAAACCGACUGCCUGAAGAUCAACGAUUUGUACGAGUGCCUGGACAAUCCGCGGCUCAGCAAAAAGUACUACAAUCUGUGCAAAACGCUGGGGAUUUAA
Molecule: messenger RNA, 921 nt
Organism: Sabethes cyaneus
Lineage: Eukaryota; Metazoa; Arthropoda; Insecta; Diptera; Culicidae
Product: hatching enzyme 1.2
Exons: 2
Coding region: 1-921 (306 amino acids)
Biological process (GO): proteolysis
Molecular function (GO): metalloendopeptidase activity; zinc ion binding
Source: RefSeq, a predicted model, not a curated record